AUGAAUAGUGACGCCAAUAAACUGAGGUCCAAUCUCAAGUGUGAAGUGCACACACACCUUCUCGAAUCAAACAAAAAUCAAACAAUCUUACAAGAAAUUUUCUUGAGGAUUAGUGAUAAACCGCGAAUCCAAGAAAUCCUCGAAACAUUUAAAAAGAUUGAGCCGACUCUUGAAACAACAUCAACCAUUCGAUUUCGCUUUACCGAUAUUGUAAAUGAGAAAAUCGAUAAUUCUACAGACAAUAUUAAAACCAUCACCGAACGUUUUUUGGCUUCUAAUUAUGUUCCAAAUCAUUCCAUUCUUAUUAAUAACUCUUUCAUCGAUCUGGAGAGGAAUAACCAGCCUACAUUCCUUAAAACAGCUAGUGAUAAGGUUUACAACGUAAAAGAUGGUGAUAAUGUCGAGAAGACUUCUGAAUUGGAUGAAAUCUUCGAUUGGGAUUUUCAUCAAUG
Ambispora leptoticha is the source of this 452-nucleotide messenger RNA. The record is from the annotation of a GenBank genome assembly. Lineage: Eukaryota; Fungi; Glomeromycota; Glomeromycetes; Archaeosporales; Ambisporaceae.